Messenger RNA from Hippopotamus amphibius kiboko, 2188 nucleotides. It is a transcript of the gene TPD52L2, whose product is annotated as TPD52 like 2. Bases 140 to 934 code for a protein of 264 amino acids. Lineage: Eukaryota; Metazoa; Chordata; Mammalia; Artiodactyla; Hippopotamidae. Gene Ontology annotation, cellular component: cytoplasm. The record is from RefSeq and is a predicted model, not a curated record. The transcript is spliced from 6 exons.
GACGUCAUGCCGCGGCGGCCGAGGCGGGGCCGCCGGCUGGCGCGUACGCGGCGAGCGAGCGCUGGUGCGGCCCGCCCGGCUUCCCCUGCGCCCGCGACCUCGGCCUCGACGCCAGCUGCGGCCCGGCCGCCGCCUCGACAUGGACCCCGCCGGCCAAGAUAUCAACCUGAAUUCUCCUAACAAAGGUCUGCUCCCCGACGCCAUGACGGAUGUCCCUGUGGACACAGCGGUGGCCACCCAGGCGCCUGCCGUUGAGGGUCUGACGGAGGCCGAGGCGGAGGAGCUCAGGGCCGAGCUUGCAAAGGUAGAGGAGGAAAUCGUCACCCUGCGCCAGGUGCUGGCAGCCAAGGAGAGGCACUGUGGAGAGCUGAAGCGGAGGCUGGGCCUCUCUGCCCUGGAGGGCCUGAAGCAGAACCUGUCCAGGGGCUGGCAUGACGUGCAGGGCUCCAGUGCCUACGUGAAAACUUCUGAGAAACUCGGAGAGUGGAAUGAGAAAGUGACCCAGUCGGACCUCUACAAGAAGACCCAGGAAACCCUCUCUCAGGCGGGACAGAAGACUUCGGCGGCCCUGUCCACCAUGGGCUCUGCCAUCAGCCGGAAGCUCGGGGACAUGAGUCUAAGGUUGUCGGUGGCAGAGAGAAUGGCAGUGACAACCUUCCCUCCCCGACCGGGAGUGGUGACAGACCCCUGCCCGAUCACACGCCCUUUUAAGCCCGUAGUGGCUUUGCCCGGCCACGGAACAAGCACACCCUCAUCGCCCCAACUGCAGUUUCACGCGGCAGGUGUUGAGGACAGUCACGCCAUCCCCAUGGAGAUGUGGCCACCGCGCUCGCAUGGGUCAGAGAACACGUCUCGUACACAGAUGCAUCCCCCUCUCGGCAGAUCAGCAGACCACUGCGCCGUCCUGCCCCAGGGCAGGAAGCGGGCGGGGUGACUGGGCCAGAGCCAGGCUCCUGUUGGGAAUCUUGUUAGUCAGUCAGCAUGUUGAAGGUGGGGAGCGAUAAGAGUAAAAUGCGUGGUGUCUUCUAAGCUCCCUCCCCAAGUCACAGCAGGAACAGUCAUCCAGAAAGCCCUGCCUUGAGCUGCAGUUUUAUUUCAAAAUGCUAAACCAGAAAACUACCCAAUUUCUCAGACUUUCCAGAAAGAAGCUGAUUAUCAGCAGCUGCCUAGUCAUCACACUAAUGGUCCGGCUUUAACAGAAGCGAAGUCUUUAUUUUUUAAACGCGGUGGGUUUUUCAAAAAAUAAAACUAAGCCAAGCAGCUUUAGCCUCAUAGUUAGAAAAUAUUAUUUCCUUGGACUCAAGCUGAAAUGCACGCCUUACGUCGCCUUAUACUUCAUCUGUUUAUAAUGUUUUUAUAUGUAUGAGGGAGGGCUCUUUAGUGGGUUUUGAGCACUAUGUGAAAUCCUGCAGGCAGCCGAGGGGCAGCACGGCUGUGCCGGUGGUGUGUUUUAUUUUACGAGUACACUCCGUCCCCGUGUAGGAAACUGGCUUCUCUCCCCUCAGUGACUGGGGCAGCUCCCACUGGCCACUGGGGGCGGGGGCAGCAGAAAGAAAGACCAGCACCUCCCCGAGGGCCGACGCUGCUCCUGCACAGGCCGGGCCUGGCUGGCCCAUCGCUGGCCCAUCGCUGGUCAGCAGCUCCAGCCUGUGUGUGUGCCGCCCGCUGCGGCCAGCAGGCAGCAGGCAGACCCUGCGGCAGCUCAGGGCCGGGGCGUCGGCUCAGCUGGGACUCCGUUGUUGCCUCUUCUCAGGAGCUACAAAGAUCUCUUUCCCCUCUGAUGCUGCCACAGCCCAGCAGCCUCUCACUCAGGGCCCCACGUCUGGCACGCCUGGAGGCGGGCAGCUCUGUGCCUUACAGGCUUCUAGCGGGCAGAGACCUCACCUGCGUCUGUGCGCUCUCAAGGGGGAGGAGCCGUCAGCUCAGUAUCCUCUGGUGGACCAUGAUGUGCUCUGGUACCUGAGUGUCUGCUGGUCACUUUAGACACUGGGGGUGGGGUGGCUGCAGUCCAUGCUCGUGCCUUGGGAGGAACGCUGCUCCGUGCGCUCUCCCCAGGGUUGGAAUCUCUGAUGGGGUGUGGUGGGAAGGCAGGAUGCAGGGGUAAUAAGUGAUUUAUCUUGUCCUUAAAGUAAAUAGCGGGUGAUUUGUCAAUAAAGCAUUCCUUUGGGGGAGAACCCACUUCAGCUCG